AUGACAAUGAUAUUGAGAAUUCGAACAAAAGAUGGAAUGCAGAGGAUUUCUAUUGAUGAUACAUUGGAUAUUAAGUUUCUUUUAAAUAAGGAAUAUUUAGGAAAAAUUGAAAUUUCAAAAAACCCACAUGGAGGCUAUUUUUUGGCAUCCUUUUUAAUUGGAAGAAGUAUAAAUGAGCUUGGAUUUGUGCACGGAGAUAUUAUAUACGUCAAUGUAAAGAAUAAUGACAAGAAUUCUGUUUCUUCAGGAGAAAAAGUAGCACAUAAUCCAGUUAAAAAGCCCCACGAUGUACGCCAGAAGGUGAUCCAGGACUCUGUUGAUGAUUUUCUUGACACACAGGAUGGAAAAAUACCAAACACUCAAAAUAUGCUAUGUAAACAUGGUCUAAAAGGGAUGUGUGAAUAUUGUAUGCCCUUAGAUCCUUAUGAUUCGAAUUAUCUUAAACAAAAUAAAAUUAAACAUCAAUCAUUUCACUCGUAUUUAAGGAAAAUAUCUAAGAGCAAUUCUGGUUCUGAUAAUGUACCUCUUUUGGUUGAGCCUUUUUAUGGGGUAAAAAAGGAUUGUCAAACUGGACACAAGCCAUGGCCUCUUGGGAUUUGUACGAAGUGCCAGCCUUCCGCUGUAACUCUUCAAACACAAGAAUUUAGAAUGGUGGACCAUGUAGAGUUUUCCGAUUCUUCUUUGAUCGAUACUUUUUUGAAUUAUUGGAGAUUAUCAGGACAUCAAAGAUUUGGUUACCUUUAUGGUCGAUAUGAGCCUUAUGAUGCUGUUCCUUUGGGAAUUAAAGCAGUUGUGGAGGCUAUAUAUGAGCCUCCACAGGAAAAUGAGCCAAAUGGGAUUUCUUUAAUUUUGCCUUGGAAUGAGGAGAGUACAGUCAAUGAAGUAGCUCACUUAUUUGGAUUAAAGAAAGUGGGAAUGAUAUUUACUGAUUUAACGGAUGAUGAUUCAGGAAAAGGGACUGUUAUCUGUAAAAGACAUGUUGAUUCUUUUUUUUUAUCUUCUUUAGAGGUUGUUUUUGCCGCGACAAUGCAAUUAAAGCAUAAAAAUGUUACUAAGUGGAGCAAAACAGGUGAAUUUGGUUCGAAAUUUGUGACAUGUGUUGUUUCUGCUAAUAAAGAGGGUGGUAUUGAUAUUUUUGCUUAUCAAGUAUCAAAUACAGCAAUGGCUCUAGUAGAUGCAAAAAUUAUAGAACCUAGCGUUGAUCCCAAUACUAUGUUGAUUCGAAAAGAACAUGAUGUUUAUAUACCAGAAGUGUUUUUUCAAAAAAUUAAUCAAUAUAAAACACAAGUUCAGGAAAACGCUAAAUCUUCAUUCCCUAUAGAGUAUCUUUUAGUUACACUAACUCAUGGUUUUCCUAUAAAAUCUGAAUCCAUUUUUUCUUCGGCUUCUGGUACUUUUUUAAUUGAAAAUAGAGCAUCCAUUGGACAAGUACAAAAUAUAAAUGCUUUAGCAGAACGAAUUAAGCCUAUUCUUGAACAACCUUACGGGGAUGCAAUCAAAGCGCUUUGCGAUUUUCAUUUUUUAACUUAUCUAUGGAGUUUAGACAUUCUAGAUAAAGAGGAUGGCACUUUACUUAUUAAAUGUAUUAAAGAAUGGCAAAUAAAUGAUUUAUACAAUUUAUUAGAAACUCCAGGUUGGCAAACACUUAUAGCAAUUCUUCGCGAAAGCGGUUUACUUUAA
Molecule: messenger RNA, 1680 nt
Organism: Pneumocystis jirovecii RU7
Lineage: Eukaryota; Fungi; Ascomycota; Pneumocystomycetes; Pneumocystales; Pneumocystaceae
Product: nuclear protein localization protein 4
Exons: 6
Coding region: 1-1680 (559 amino acids)
Biological process (GO): ubiquitin-dependent protein catabolic process
Cellular component (GO): nucleus
Molecular function (GO): ubiquitin binding; ubiquitin protein ligase binding
Source: RefSeq, a predicted model, not a curated record